Messenger RNA from Coniosporium apollinis CBS 100218, 1542 nucleotides. RefSeq lists its product as uncharacterized. The transcript has 5 exons. Bases 1 to 1542 code for a protein of 513 amino acids. Gene Ontology annotation, molecular function: carbohydrate:proton symporter activity. The record is from RefSeq and is a predicted model, not a curated record. Gene Ontology annotation, biological process: transmembrane transport; carbohydrate transport. NCBI's taxonomy places the organism in Eukaryota, Fungi, Ascomycota, Dothideomycetes. Gene Ontology annotation, cellular component: membrane.
AUGAGGUUCACACCGUACACCACGACCAUGGGUCUGAGCGGCCUAAAACUAAAUUUCGCUGUGGCUUUCAUUGCUACCUGCGCUUUCUGGUUGUUUGGAUAUGACAUGAGUGUUAUGGGAGGUAUUAUCACGGAACAUCCAUUCACAUCCGUCUUCCCCGAGAUGGACAAUGCAAGUGUACAGGGCAUCGUUAUCGCUGCCUUCGAACUCGGAGCAUUGAUCGGAGCGCUAUCUUGUCUCGAUCUCGGUGAUCGCCUUGGAAGGAGAGCCACCGUGUUCCUCGGCAUGGGAUUCAUGCUCGUUGGAGGAGUCCUGCAGACAAGCGCCUGGAAUGUCGCUCAGAUGACUGUAGGACGUGUCAUCAGCGGUAUCGGACUUGGCCUUCAGGUUGCCACUGUGCCGUCCUGGCAGUCCGAAUGCGCGAAGCCGCAUAGCAGGGGUCGAUGGGUAAUGAUCGAAGGUGGUCUGCAGACUUUCGGUGUGGCUUGCGGGCAGCUGAUCAGCUAUGGCUUCUUCUUUGUCAAAGGUCAAGCUCAAUGGCGGAUCCCCGUGGGUAUCCAACUCAUCCCCGCAGUCAUCGUCUUCAUCUUCAUCAACUUCCUUCCGGAGUCUCCCAGAUGGCUCGUCAAGCAUGGCAUGGUCGCCGAGGCAACACAGAACCUGUCAAAGCUGCGCGCACUUUCUGAGGACGACCCGGUCCUUGUAGCCGAGCGCGACUCAAUCAUCGCAUCAUUCGAAGCCCAAUCCAAGCUGGCACCCUUCUCCUACAAAGAGCUUUUUGAAAACGGGCAGACCAAAACUUUCUACCGCAUCGCAAUCGGCACCUUCAUCCAAGCAGCACAGCAGCUCUCUGGCAUCAACAUGGUCUCCACUUACGCCAAUAAGAUCUUGCAAGAGUCUUUCAAUCUCUCUCCCAGCAUGUCGCAUUUCAUUGCUGCCAUGGGUGGUCUCGAAUAUGCAGUCUGUUCGCUACUGUCAGUUUUCCUCAUCGAAGGCUUGGGUCGCCGCAGAUCCUUCAUGAUCACUGCCACCGGCAUGGCCGUCUGCUUCGCCAUCAUCGCCGGCCUGAGCUCGACCUCCGACCGCACGAAUCAGCUCGUGGCCGCAGGCUUCCUCUUCCUCUUCAACACCUUCUUCGGUCUCGCAUGGGUUGGUGGGCCCUUUCUGUACAGUGCGGAGAUCGCGCCGCUCCGGUGUCGCGCUCAGGCGAAUGCGAUCGCCAGUGCUGGCAACUGGCUUUUUUGCUUCGUGGUUGUCAUGAUCAUCCCUCCGGCGUUCGCGAACAUCGGAUGGAAGACUUACAUCAUCUUCGCUAUCUUCAACUUCCUUUUCGUGCCCACAAUCUACUUUUUCUUGGUUGAGACAAAGAAACGCUCUCUCGAGGAGCUGGACGUUAUUUUCGCGGCUGGAGGUGACCCGGUUAAGCGGGAAAAGAGCAUGCCGUACAAUCUGUCUGUGGCAGAGUCGAGACGUGUCUUGGGCUUGGAUGAAGAUUCAAACGAGACAUUGGAACAUGGAUCGCUUAAUAUCGAGAAGGUAUGA